Vollenhovia emeryi is the source of this 1414-nucleotide messenger RNA. RefSeq lists its product as uncharacterized. Gene Ontology annotation, biological process: lipid transport. The record is from RefSeq and is a predicted model, not a curated record. The transcript has 3 exons. Gene Ontology annotation, molecular function: lipid carrier activity. Lineage: Eukaryota; Metazoa; Arthropoda; Insecta; Hymenoptera; Formicidae. Bases 82 to 1029 code for a protein of 315 amino acids.
AGUGCAGUUUAGCCGCUCGUAUAAGAGCAGCCUGAACAUCAGUAACUCCAUUAAAGUAGAUCAACGUUGCACAGUGUCACCAUGAACGUGGUAGUGAUACCGUUCUUUUUAGCCGCGCAUCUCACUGCGGACGAGCAAUGGGAACACGGGCCGGAGUACGCGUUCCAGGUCCAGGUGAACUGCACGGCGAUCCCAGAGGAGGGCAUCUAUGGUAGCGUGCGGUUGAACCUGGUGUCGAAGCUGAUCUGUCAGCCGAAGGGUGGCCACACGCUGAGCUGCCACUUCGAGGACUCCAAGGCGAACAGCUUCGUAGUCGACAGCCUGGACCCGUCGGAAUCGGUGGUGCCGGUCGGCCCGAUAAACCGGCAGCCGGCCUACGAAAUCAAUGAGGAUCAGUUUGAGAUCAAGUUCAACAAGCGCGGGCUGGAUGGCUUGGUGGUGAACGAGAACAUUCAGCCGCGCGAGCUCGAUAUGAUUCGCAUGAUCGUCGGCCAGUUGAGCAUAGGUGCCAUCAUCGACGGCACCGGGAACGACAUUUCCUUCGACAGGAUGGAGAACUUCACCCAGGGCGAGUGUUACACUACCUUUAAGGUCGACAAGAAGCUCGUGGCACGUCCGUUGUACACGAGGCCGAGUUACGCGCUCAGGCCGGUCUUCGGCCUAAAGGACGGCAAGUUAGUGCAAAUACGGAAGAUCAGGAACCUGCAUAUGUGUGCGCAUAAGGUGCCGUAUUUCUUCGGCAGUGCCGAGAGCUUCAGGGAAGAGAGCGACAUUAUAUCUGACAUUAGCUUGUCGGAUGGCCAUAUUAUAAUAACGUCGACAGAAUUCGUAUCGGGUACAUCGAACGUGAUUACGACGAGCAAAAUAACUGAGGCUGGGGUGACAACGACCCUUUACGAGAACGUACGGCUCAGGCUCGAGUCGAUUCAAGCUGCGAGGAGCGAACCGCCAGCGGUGAAAGAAGCCGAGCCCGCCAGUAUCUUCAUAGGCAGAUGGCUAAUUGACGACUCGUCCGAGGAAGAUAAUUAAAUGGGGGGGUUUUUUUUAUCGGUGCUAGAUGGUGUACAAACAGACAAACGCUUGAAAGGCGAAAUGAACAAAUUCACUUGUCGCAAAGUGACUUAUUCUGAUUUAUUUUCCCCUUUACUAUGUUAACUCAGAUGGCUACGAAUUGUGCAACAUUGCAUUUUCACAUUGAACAUGUCGAAUAUGUUGCGAGUAUUACGCUGCGUGUGGAUGACAUCUAAGAUAAUUAUAUAUUAAAUUACACCGUACGAUGUUGAUAUUAACAUUGAUAAUGAUUAAUAAGAAGAGAUCACGACAGAAACGUUAAAUUUUGAUGCGUGAGAGUGAACUUGUUACUUGUAUGAUACUGUAAGAACGACAACGGAAAUAAAAGUGUAUAUUAAACUUA